CGGGCCUACCGCGGGAGCCUGAGGGAAGCCGUGCAUUCCGUUCCAAGGCGUCUGUGAGCCCGCGUAGUAUACGCCAUGAGCAAAGCUCACCCUCCCGAGUUGAAAAAAUUUAUGGACAAGAAGUUAUCGUUGAAAUUAAAUGGUGGUAGACAUGUCCAAGGAAUAUUGCGGGGAUUUGAUCCCUUUAUGAACCUUGUGAUAGAUGAAUGUGUGGAGAUGGCGACUAGUGGGCAACAGAACAAUAUUGGAAUGGUGGUAAUACGAGGAAAUAGUAUCAUCAUGUUAGAAGCCUUGGAACGAGUAUAA
Molecule: messenger RNA, 306 nt
Organism: Rhinopithecus roxellana (golden snub-nosed monkey)
Lineage: Eukaryota; Metazoa; Chordata; Mammalia; Primates; Cercopithecidae
Product: small nuclear ribonucleoprotein G
Exons: 1
Coding region: 76-306 (76 amino acids)
Biological process (GO): mRNA splicing, via spliceosome; spliceosomal snRNP assembly
Cellular component (GO): SMN-Sm protein complex; catalytic step 2 spliceosome; U2-type prespliceosome
Molecular function (GO): RNA binding
Source: RefSeq, a predicted model, not a curated record